Molecule: messenger RNA, 4973 nt
Organism: Lotus japonicus
Lineage: Eukaryota; Viridiplantae; Streptophyta; Magnoliopsida; Fabales; Fabaceae
Product: ABC transporter G family member 36-like
Exons: 21
Coding region: 185-4630 (1481 amino acids)
Cellular component (GO): membrane
Molecular function (GO): ABC-type transporter activity; ATP hydrolysis activity; ATP binding
Source: RefSeq, a predicted model, not a curated record
CAUGAUUAACUGAAAAUAGUGGUAGUCAAACAUGACCGCGUUUCAGCUUGCUGGAAAUGCGUCGAGCGAGCUGGUCUAUGAAAAUUGAAAACACUGCUUAUUUUGUUCUUAACUAACGUAACUUAGUUUCUUUCACUAGUUCUGGCUGGUGCUGGAUCCAUUUUUCAGAAGAAGGUGAGGCAAGAUGAUGGAUGGGAAUUUAAGCAGGAGCAUUAGCAGGAGCUUGAGCAGGUCAAGCUGGAGAAUGGAGGAAGUGUUUGCGAGUGGAAGAUACUCUCGCAGGUCUUCUAAUGUUGAUGAAGAUGAAGAAGCUCUCAAAUGGGCUGCCAUUGAGAAACUACCCACCUAUGACAGGCUUAGAACGAGUAUCAUCCAAACCAUUGCUGAGGGUGGUGAUCUGCCUCAAGGUGGUGGUGGAGGAAACAGGAUGCAGCACAAGGAAGUUGAUGUCACAAAGCUUGAUAUGAAUGAUAGGCAACAGAUCAUUGACCAAAUCUUCAAGGUUGCUGAAGAAGAUAAUGAAAAGUUUCUCAGAAAGUUUAGAAACAGAACUGACAAAGUUGGGAUCAGACUUCCAACUGUGGAAGUGAGGUUCAAGAAUUUGACUAUUGAGGCUGAUUCCUAUGUUGGCGGCAGAGCUUUGCCAACACUACCAAACUCCGCAUUGAACAUUGUAGAAUCACUUCUCGGCGCCUGUGGGAUUAGUACUACGAAGAGAACAAAGCUCACAGUUCUUAAGAAUGUCUCUGGCAUUGUAAAACCUGGGAGGAUGGCCCUUUUGCUAGGUCCACCUUCUUCAGGGAAAACGACACUUUUGUUAGCAUUGGCUGGAAAAUUGGAUCAUGAAUUGAGGGUAACAGGAGAAAUCACUUAUAAUGGGCACAAGCUUAAUGAAUUUGUUCCAAGAAAGACUGCAGCAUACAUCAGCCAAAACGAUGUUCAUGUUGGAGAAAUGACUGUGAAAGAAACCCUGGAUUUCUCAGCUAGAUGCCAAGGGGUUGGGACUAGAUAUGAUUUGCUGAGUGAGCUUGGUAGAAGGGAAAAGGAAGCUGGUAUAUUCCCUGAGGCAGAACUUGACCUUUUCAUGAAGGCUACUGCACUGAAAGGAACAGAAAGCAGUCUCAUUACUGACUAUACUCUUAAAAUAUUGGGGCUUGAUAUUUGCAAGGACACCAUAGUGGGAGAUGAAAUGCACAGAGGUGUAUCUGGUGGCCAAAAGAAGCGUGUGACCACAGGAGAGAUGAUCGUGGGGCCCACAAAGACAUUGUUUAUGGAUGAGAUAUCAACGGGUCUUGAUAGUUCCACAACAUUUCAAAUUGUGAAAUGCUUGCAGCAGAUUGUGCACCUCACUGAAGGAACCAUCUUGAUGUCCCUUCUCCAACCGGCUCCUGAGACAUUUAAUCUCUUUGAUGACAUCGUUCUCAUAUCCGAGGGCCAAGUCGUUUACCAGGGCCCACGUGAGCACAUUGUCGAAUUCUUUGAAUCUUGUGGCUUCCGCUGCCCUGAAAGAAAGGGAACCGCUGAUUUCUUACAAGAGGUUACUUCAAGGAAGGAUCAAGAACAAUACUGGGCAGACAAGAACAAACCAUACCGUUACGUUCCAGUGUCAGAAUUUGCAAACAGGUUCAAGCGAUUCCACGUUGGUGUUCAGCUUGAGAACGAGUUAUCUGUCCCAUUUGACAAGUCAAAUGCACACAAAGCAUCACUAGUUUACACCAAAAACUCUGUGCCCACAAAGGAUCUUCUCAAAGCAUGUUGGGACAAGGAGUGGCUUCUGAUCCAGAGGAACUCUUUUGUCUACAUUUUCAAGACGGUGCAAAUCUGCAUCAUCGCCUUGAUCUCCGCGACGCUGUUCUUGAGGACUGAGAUGAAACAGGAUAAUGAAGGGAAUGCCUCACUCUACGUUGGUGCACUCUUGUUCAGCACUUGCAUGAACAUGUUCAAUGGUUUUGCUGAGCUUGCACUCACCAUUCAGAGGCUUCCUGUGUUUUACAAACACAGGGAUCACCUUUUCCACCCUGCUUGGACUUACACGCUUCCUAACUUCCUGUUGAAGAUCCCCAUUUCUGUGUUUGAGUCUCUUGUUUGGGUGCUUGUUACCUACUACACAAUAGGAUUUGCACCUGAAGCUAGCAGGUUCUUCAAGCAACUGUUGGUGGUGUUUCUUAUCCAACAAAUGGCAGCUGGGAUGUUUAGGGUCAUUUCUGGAGUUUGCAGGACAAUGAUCAUUGCUAAUACUGGAGGAGCACUCAUGCUUCUUCUCGUUUUUCUACUAGGAGGUUUCCUCCUUCCCAAACGUGAAAUUCCUGACUGGUGGGUGUGGGCCUACUGGGUUUCACCAUUGUCAUAUGCUUUCAAUGCCUUGACUGUGAAUGAAAUGUUAGCUCCAAGAUGGAUGCAUCCACAGAGCUCUUCAGAUAAAACUACCACAUUGGGUCUGAAAGUAUUGUCGAACUUCGAUGUUUAUGAUUCAAAGGGAUGGUUCUGGAUAGGUUCCGCAGCUCUUGUGGGUUGGAUCAUUUUGUACAACGUUCUCUUCACCCUUGCGCUUAUGUACCUUAAUCCUCUUGAAAAGAAACAAGCAAUUAUAUCUGAAGAAGAUGCAAGUGAAAUGGAGCUUGAAGGAGACACCAAUGAACAACCAAGACUAGUAAGGCCUCAGUCCAAGAGAGAGUCAGUACUCCGAUCACUAUCUACUGCUGAUGGAAACAAUUCAAGAGAAGUAGCAAUGCAGAGAAUGAGUAGCCAAGCUAAUAAUGGAUCAGGCGCUGAAGGUGCCCCAAGAAGAGGAAUGGUUCUCCCUUUUCAACCACUUGCAAUGUCCUUUGACUCUGUUAAUUACUUCGUGGACAUGCCUGCAGAAAUGAAAGCCCAAGGGGUGGCAGAAGAUAGGCUACAACUUCUUAGGGAAGUGACCAGUUCCUUUAGGCCUGGAGUUCUUACUGCACUGAUGGGAGUUAGUGGAGCUGGGAAGACAACACUAAUGGACGUUUUAGCUGGAAGGAAGACCGGUGGCUACAUUGAAGGAGAUGUUAGAAUCUCUGGGUUCCCUAAGAACCAAGAAACCUUUGCAAGAGUUUCUGGUUAUUGUGAACAAACUGAUAUUCACUCACCCCAAGUUACUAUCAGAGAAUCAUUGCUUUACUCUGCAUUCCUUAGGUUACCAAAAGAAGUCAGUAGUGAGGAAAAGAUACAAUUUGUGGAUCAAGUGAUGGAUUUGGUAGAGCUUGGGAAUCUCAAGGAUGCCAUUGUGGGGCUUCCAGGAGUUACAGGGUUGUCAACCGAACAGAGAAAGAGGCUGACAAUCGCUGUUGAGCUUGUUGCUAAUCCUUCAAUCAUUUUCAUGGAUGAACCAACUUCAGGUCUAGAUGCUAGAGCAGCAGCUAUUGUUAUGAGGGCUGUCAGAAACACUGUGGACACUGGAAGAACCGUUGUUUGCACAAUUCACCAGCCUAGCAUUGAUAUCUUUGAAGCCUUCGAUGAGCUCGUGUUGAUGAAAAGAGGAGGGCAACUGAUCUACGCCGGACCUUUAGGUCGGAAUUCACACAAGAUUGUAGAAUACUUUGAGGAAAUUCCAGGGGUACCAAAAAUCAAGGAGAUGUACAACCCAGCAACAUGGAUGCUUGAAGUCAGUUCUGUCGCUGCUGAAGUCCGGCUUGGAAUGGACUUUGCUGAGUACUACAAAACAUCAGCUUUGGCUCAGCGAAACAAAGCUCUUGUGAAGGAGUUAAGUGUGCCCCCGCCAGGAGCCAAUGAUUUGUACUUUCCCACUAAGUACUCCCAAUCCACAUUGGGGCAGUUUAAAUCAUGUCUGUGGAAGCAGUGGCUGACGUACUGGAGGAGUCCUGAUUAUAACCUAGUCAGGUUUUCUUUCACCUUGCUAGCUGCCGUCAUGAUAGGUUCGGUUUUCUGGAAAAUUGGCAAAAACAGGGAGAGCUCAACUGACUUGAACAUGGUCAUAGGAGCAUUGUAUGCUGCUGUUAUUUUUAUUGGAAUUAACAACUGCCAAACGGUUCAACCAGUUGUGGCCAUUGAAAGAACUGUAUUCUAUAGAGAAAGGGCUGCUGGAAUGUAUGGUCCUCUGCCUUAUGCUAUAGCACAGGUUUUCACCGAAAUACCAUAUGUGUUUGCCCAAACUGUGUUUUACUCACUCAUUGUGUAUGCUAUGGUGAGCUUCGAGUGGAAAGUGGAGAAGUUCUUCUGGUUCUUCUUUGUCAGCUUCUUCUCCUUCCUGUACUUCACAUAUUACGGUAUGAUGACCGUGUCCAUCACACCAAAUCACCAAGUGGCAUCAAUCUUCGCAGCAGCGUUCUACGGACUCUUCAACCUCUUCUCUGGCUUCUUUAUUCCAAAACCUAAAAUUCCCGGAUGGUGGAUAUGGUACUACUGGAUCUGCCCGGUCGCAUGGACAGUGUAUGGAUUAAUCGUUUCCCAAUAUAGAGAUGUAACAGAUCCCAUCUUUGUGGCUGGAAGUACUCAGAAUUUCACUGUCAAGGAAUAUAUUGAAGACCAUUAUGGGUUUAAAUCUGACUUCAUGGGUCCAGUUGCUGCAGUUUUGGUCCUUUUCACUUGCUUCUUUGCCUUUGUAUUUGCCGUAUGCAUCAAGGUACUGAACUUCCAAUCCAGAUAAAUGAGCUAGCUGCGUUGUUGGAAGAAAUCGAGUCGUUAAAUUCUUGCAAAUUUUCAGUUGUCUAAGGGACACACACGAGUAUGUAUAUAAUUGAGCCUGUAGCGAUUUAUGCGGCAGCAUCUUUUAUGUUACUUGGUAGGAUGACGACGAUAGUUUUGGUUUUGUUAGCAGAAGGUUGUUUUGUAACUGUAAAUCCAGUGGAUCAUGCUAUUGUUAGUUUGGUUUGCUACCUGAAAGAACUUUGGUGUUCCAUUUCGUCAGUUCUUGUAACAUAUUACCACGAAUUCAAAUUUAUUCAUCUAUCCUAAGGAGGGUUAAUGGAGACUCUCAUUCUUUUGUUUAA